Messenger RNA from Geodia barretti, 779 nucleotides. The record is from the annotation of a GenBank genome assembly. NCBI's taxonomy places the organism in Eukaryota, Metazoa, Porifera, Demospongiae, Tetractinellida, Geodiidae.
AGCUGGCCGUUACGCCAAACUAACUAGUGAGUGGGGAAGUGACCGGAUGGCUAGGGAGCAAAGAAAAGUAUAUCAGCGUCAGCCAGCUCGCGCUGUUCUGCUGGACAUGAGCCCGCCAAUGGACUCCUACACGUGUCUCAAUGUCCACGAGGCUCUGACGUCGACUCUGUGUCUAGUUCUGCAACACCAGGGAGCUCCCUCUCUCUCCCACCUCAGUAUCACUCUACUAGGAAAUUAUCCCAAGUGCCUGUUUCCCAUGCAACCAAUCAGGAGUAAUGCACAGAGAGUGAGUGCUGCCCUCAAGUGCCUGGCUCAGGAGGCUCAGUGUCUGGUUGGCUCAGCUCCUUCUUCCGAAACCUGUCUCCUGGAUGGUCUCCAGGAGGUGCUAGCCCAGUUCCACAGACUAUCUCACAACUCAAAACAGGCGCUGGGAUCGACACCGUCUCAAGUGGAGGUGACACUAGUGACUGGAAGAAGAGAGGAGACUGUGAGAGAGAGGCUCACCAGGGCUUCGGAUCACAUCAGUCUAGACCAGCUGAGGAAGAUAUGUGUGGUGAGUAUGCCUGUGUAGCAUGUCUCUCUUGCAGUAUGCGUAGAAUAAGCGGAAGAAUAGGAGGGCUCGCUUAAUUCGCUCUCCUAUGAUUCUGCAGUUUGCAUACCUACAAGCAAAAAUACUGCCUAUCCCUCCAAAAAAUCACCAAAUCCCUCUUUUUUUGUGCUACCAUGCCUAUACAUUUUGAAUGGACACACAGCAUUUUGAAGCAAAAAUACUCCAAAUG